Tinamus guttatus (white-throated tinamou) is the source of this 2519-nucleotide messenger RNA. The record is from RefSeq and is a predicted model, not a curated record. Lineage: Eukaryota; Metazoa; Chordata; Aves; Tinamiformes; Tinamidae.
UUCAAUCAUGUCUGACAAAAGUGAGCUGAAGGCGGAGUUGGAGCGCAAGAAGCAGCGAUUGGCUCAAAUCAGGGAGGAGAAAAAAAGAAAGGAGGAAGAAAGAAAGAAAAAAGAAACUGAUCAGAAGAAAGAAGCUCUUCCUGUACAAGAAGAAUCUGAUCUUGAAAAGAAGAGGAGAGAAGCUGAAGCAUUACUUCAGAGUAUGGGGUUAACACCUGACUCUCCUAUUGCUGUGCAACCUCUCCGAGUAGUAACAGCGGAUACCUGUCUGUUUCACUAUCUAGUCCCUCCUCCUACCUCUCCGUCUUCCAAAUCCGUGAGUACGCCAAGCGAAGCUGGAAGCCAGGACUCUGGGGAUGGCGCUGUUGGAUCUAGGACGCUGCAUUGGGAUACUGAUCCAUCAGUUCUUCAGCUCCACUCUGAUUCCGAUCUGGGACGUGGGCCUGUUAAGCUUGGAAUGGCCAAAAUUACCCAAGUUGAUUUUCCUCCUCGAGAAAUUGUUACUUACACAAAGGAGACGCAAACACCUGUUAUGACUCAACCAAAGGAAGAUGAGGAAGAUGAAGAUGAUGUGGUUGUUCCAAAGCCAGCAAUUGAACCUGAGGAAGAAAAAACAUUAAAAAAAGAGGAGGAGGAGGAAGUUGCCCCUCAUGAACUUACAGAAGAGGAAAAACAACAAAUUUUGCAUUCUGAAGAAUUCUUAAGUUUCUUCGACCACUCCACAAGGAUUGUUGAAAGAGCCCUUUCUGAGCAGAUUAACAUUUUCUUUGACUAUAGUGGAAGAGACUUAGAAGACAAAGAAGGAGAGAUUCAAGCAGGAGCAAAACUGUCCUUAAAUAGGCAGUUUUUUGAUGAACGUUGGUCGAAGCAUCGCGUUGUCAGUUGUUUGGACUGGUCAUCUCAGUACCCAGAAUUACUUGUAGCCUCCUACAACAACAACGAAGAUGCGCCUCAUGAGCCUGAUGGCGUAGCCCUUGUAUGGAACAUGAAGUACAAGAAAACUACCCCAGAGUAUGUCUUUCACUGCCAGUCAGCAGUGAUGUCAGCCACAUUUGCAAAAUUUCAUCCUAACCUGGUGGUUGGUGGCACGUACUCGGGCCAGAUUGUGCUAUGGGAUAAUCGCAGCAAUAAGAGAACCCCAGUGCAGAGAACUCCGCUUUCAGCUGCUGCUCACACGCACCCUGUAUACUGCGUAAAUGUCGUUGGGACCCAGAAUGCUCAUAAUCUGAUUAGUAUCUCAACUGAUGGGAAGAUAUGCUCUUGGAGUCUGGACAUGCUUUCCCAGCCACAGGAUAGCAUGGAGCUUGUUCACAAGCAGUCCAAGGCUGUGGCGGUUACGUGCAUGUCCUUCCCUGUUGGAGACGUCAACAACUUUGUUGUUGGCAGCGAGGAGGGCUCCGUGUACACCGCGUGCCGCCAUGGCAGCAAAGCUGGAAUCAGCGAGAUGUUUGAAGGACACCAGGGACCAAUCACAGGGAUCCACUGCCACGCAGCAGUUGGGCCUGUAGACUUCUCGCACCUUUUUGUCACCUCUUCUUUUGACUGGACAGUGAAGCUUUGGACAACUAAGAAUAAUAAGCCUCUCUACUCGUUUGAAGACAACUCAGACUAUGUUUAUGAUGUGAUGUGGUCUCCAACUCACCCGGCCUUGUUUGCAUGCGUGGACGGGAUGGGCAGGCUCGACCUGUGGAACCUCAACAACGACACGGAGGUGCCAACCGCAAGCAUUUCUGUGGAGGGCAAUCCUGCCUUGAACCGUGUGAGAUGGACCCAUUCGGGGAGAGAGAUCGCUGUCGGUGAUUCGGAGGGACAGAUAGUUAUAUAUGAUGUGGGAGAGCAAAUUGCCGUUCCUCGCAGUGAUGAGUGGACUCGAUUUGGUCGAACACUGGCAGAAAUAAAUGCCAACAGAGCUGAUGCUGAAGAGGAAGCCGCAACCCGCAUACCUGCGUAGGUGGCCAACACAGGUGGCAGGGGCAGAUUUGAGAACGAUUUAAUGCAAGUCUUCAAAGUAUAAAAGCAUCUGUCAGUUUAAAUAAUAGCUGAGGGAAGAAUAUACGGAUUAAAGUGUGGACUUUGAUAAUGUGUUAAGAUCACUGAAAGUCAAAUCUUGCAUUGUCACUUUUUAUAUGUAAAUUACAAGCACAUUCUUGGAUUUAUGUAACUUUUAAUACAGCUGACUUAGACUUUGCAAGGAAAUUAUUUUGCUGAAACACUAACCUGGUGUAAAUUUGCUGUUAGACUUCUGAAACUCCCAGUUUAUAACAAUUUAUCUAUUUCUGAAAAGUAGACAAUGUUUCUAAACCAAACUUUCCGUAUUACAUUGACUAACCCUGGUAGUUAAUCUCUGAAAGGUCCUAUAAAUUGAAUUAUUCAAACCACUUAUGGAAAUGCAUGCCUAUCUUCGAAGUUUCACUGUUUAUAUAUAGAUAAGCCUCAGGCUCUGGUAGUGGGUAAUACAUGUGAAUAAAAACUUGUCUGUAGUUACAAACUUACUGAUAAUUGGACCUGAAUUAAUGAAA